UGCCCCUCCCGGGCGGGCGCGCGGCCGGCCCGAGGGGCGGUCCCUGGGCUCCCGCUCGCCGCCGCCGCUCCUCGUUCUGCUCCUCACUCCCCAGCGGCUGGAGGCCGGUACCGGCGGGCAGGAGGCGCCCGAGGAUGUGCUGCUGGCCGCUGCUCCUGCUGUGGGGGCUGCUCCCCGAGGCGGCGGCGGGGGGCUCAGGCCGAACCUACUCGCACCGGACCCUCCUGGACUCGGAGGGCAAGUACUGGCUGGGCUGGAGCCAGCGGGGCAGCCAGAUAGCCUUCCGCCUUCAGGUGCGCACUGCAGGCUACGUGGGCUUCGGCUUCUCGCCCACCGGGGCGAUGGCGUCCGCCGACAUCGUCGUGGGCGGCGUGGCCCACGGGCGGCCCUACCUCCAGGAUUAUUUUACAAAUGCAAAUAGAGAGUUGAAAAAAGAUGCUCAGCAAGAUUACCAUCUAGAAUAUGCCAUGGAAAAUAGCACACACACAAUAAUUGAAUUUACCAGAGAGCUGCAUACAUGUGACAUAAAUGACAAGAGUAUAACGGAUAGCACUGUGAGAGUGAUCUGGGCCUACCACCAUGAAGAUGCAGGAGAAGCUGGUCCCAAGUACCAUGACUCCAAUAGGGGCACCAAGAGUUUGCGGUUAUUGAAUCCUGAGAAAACUAGUGUGCUGUCUACAGCCUUACCAUACUUUGAUCUGGUAAAUCAGGACGUCCCCAUCCCAAACAAAGAUACAACAUAUUGGUGCCAAAUGUUUAAGAUUCCUGUGUUCCAAGAAAAGCAUCAUGUAAUAAAGGUUGAGCCAGUGAUACAGAGAGGCCAUGAGAGUCUGGUGCACCACAUCCUGCUCUAUCAGUGCAGCAGCAACUUUAACGACAGCGUUCUGGAGUCCGGCCACGAGUGCUAUCACCCCAACAUGCCCGAUGCAUUCCUCACCUGUGAAACUGUGAUUUUUGCCUGGGCUAUUGGUGGAGAGGGCUUUUCUUAUCCACCUCAUGUUGGAUUAUCCCUUGGCACUCCAUUAGAUCCUCAUUAUGUGCUCCUAGAAGUUCAUUAUGACAAUCCCACUUAUGAGGAAGGCUUAAUAGAUAAUUCUGGACUGAGGUUAUUUUACACAAUGGAUAUAAGGAAAUAUGAUGCUGGGGUGAUUGAGGCUGGCCUCUGGGUGAGCCUCUUCCAUACCAUCCCUCCAGGGAUGCCUGAGUUCCAGUCUGAGGGUCACUGCACUUUGGAGUGCCUGGAAGAGGCUCUGGAAGCCGAAAAGCCAAGUGGAAUUCAUGUGUUUGCUGUUCUUCUCCAUGCUCACCUGGCUGGUAGAGGCAUCAGGCUGCGUCAUUUUCGAAAAGGGAAGGAAAUGAAAUUACUUGCCUAUGAUGAUGAUUUUGACUUCAAUUUCCAAGAGUUUCAGUAUCUAAAGGAAGAACAAACAAUCUUACCAGGAGAUAACCUAAUUACUGAAUGUCGCUACAACACGAAAGAUAGAGCUGAGAUGACUUGGGGAGGACUAAGCACCAGGAGUGAAAUGUGUCUCUCAUACCUUCUUUAUUACCCAAGAAUUAAUCUUACUCGAUGUGCAAGUAUUCCAGACAUUAUGGAACAACUUCAGUUCAUUGGUGUUAAGGAGAUCUACAGACCAGUCACGACCUGGCCUUUCAUUAUCAAAAGCCCCAAGCAAUAUAAAAACCUUUCUUUCAUGGAUGCUAUGAAUAAGUUUAAAUGGACUAAAAAGGAAGGUCUCUCCUUCAACAAGCUGGUCCUCAGUCUGCCAGUGAAUGUGAGAUGUUCCAAGACAGACAAUGCUGAGUGGUCGAUUCAAGGAAUGACAGCAUUACCUCCAGAUAUAGAAAGACCCUAUAAAGCAGAACCUUUGGUGUGUGGCACGUCUUCUUCCUCUUCCCUGCACAGAGAUUUCUCCAUCAACUUGCUUGUGUGCCUUUUGCUACUCAGCUGCAUGCUGAGCACCAAGAGCUUGUGAUCAAAAUUCUGUUGGACUUGACAAUGUUUUCUAUGAUCUGAACCUGUCAUUUGAAGUACAGGUUAAAGACUGUGUCCACUUUGGGCAUGAAGAGUGUGGAGACUUUUCUUCCCCAUUUUCCCUCCCUCCUUUUUCCUUUCCAUGUUACAUGAGAGACAUCGAUCAGGUUCUCUUCUCUUUCUUAGAAAUACCUGAUGUUAUAUAUACAUGGUCAAUAAAAUAAAACUGGCCUGACUUAAGAUAACCAUUUUUAAAAAUUGGACUGUCAUGUAGGAAUAAAAGAAUUAUUUAUUUCCUACUACAUUCUGUUUUAUUUAAAUACUCAUUGUUACUAUUUCACUUUUUGACUUGACUUUUAUAUUUCCUACUACAUUCUGUUUUAUUUAAAUACUCAUUGUUACUAUUUCACUUUUUGACUUGACUUUUAUAUUUCUUUAAAAAAUUCCUUCCUUUUAAAAAAUAUAAAAGGGACUACUGUUCAUUCCAGUUUUUUUCUUCUUUCUUGUUCUUCUAGUGUGACUUUUCAAGUGUAACAGCCAUUCUUCCUGACUUUAACAUUGUCCAGUUCUGGUCUUUUCUGUGAAUUACCACUGGGCCCCUUACCUCAAUGCUUUUUGUUGAUGCCCACUCUGGUUCCCUUGUUUAUCUGAGUCUGUUGGUACCCCAAAUGACCCCACACCCAUCUUAAAGUACUUUUUUUCACCUUCCCUGUUUAGUACUGGCCAGAUGAGUUUUUUCUAGAGCUCUGUCACUCUCUGAAAAGAAAGAGGCUAUGGGAAACAUAGAAAUGGCAUGUAUUAAUAACUGAUCAUAGGCUGAGGAGAAAAAGUGUAGCUGGCUGCAAACCCAGUGCUGUGAGGGGACUUGUAUGAGGUUCCAGAACAAAGACAGACCGUGUGAGCCAGUCCAGGAGAGUGUAAGUUCUGAAUGGUUCCUUGCUGACUGUUGGGUGACACAUGUACCACAUACUGGCUCAAUUUAAGUCAUGGUUCUAUUGUAGAUUUAUUUUUAUAUUAGUUAAUAAAUGACUUUAAAUUGUCACCAAUUGAAAAUCUUGUCACUCUUUUGGUUUUCUUUAUAUAGCUCAGCCAAAUCUUGUUUUAUGUCCUGUCCUCAUCUCUUAAGCUAAAUCUGUUUGGAUCAUAUUAAUAAACUAAAUGAAAUUACA
Symphalangus syndactylus (siamang) is the source of this 3144-nucleotide messenger RNA. RefSeq names its product monooxygenase DBH like 1 (gene MOXD1). The record is from RefSeq and is a predicted model, not a curated record. Gene Ontology annotation, biological process: dopamine catabolic process; octopamine biosynthetic process; norepinephrine biosynthetic process. Gene Ontology annotation, cellular component: secretory granule membrane. NCBI's taxonomy places the organism in Eukaryota, Metazoa, Chordata, Mammalia, Primates, Hylobatidae. Gene Ontology annotation, molecular function: copper ion binding; dopamine beta-monooxygenase activity.